Molecule: messenger RNA, 2241 nt
Organism: Symbiodinium sp. CCMP2592
Lineage: Eukaryota; Dinophyceae; Suessiales; Symbiodiniaceae
Source: the annotation of a GenBank genome assembly
AUGUCCAAAGAUUUGGAGAGUGUUAUGACUGCGUAUGGCCGAGUUGGUCAUGCGCCAACUCAGCAACAUCACCUUCAGCCGACUUGCAAAGAGGAGUGCCUGGAAGCCGCAGAGGGCAACCACAGCCUUUGCGAGGAGUGCGGUCCUGGCUUCUGUCCCGGGCACUUUGCAGAUCUCGAUUUUGGGGAUCAGGAGAUCGAGAAGAUCUGCCGGGCAUGGUUGGAGGCCCAGUGCUUCGAGCAGCUGCGCCCGCAGCGGCCACAGCGGCGCUGGUACGGCGCGGGGACGGCCCUGUGUCUGUUUGGCAACCUGGGUGCUGAGCCCGCGGUGGAAGCUUUCAGGAGGAACGUGGUACAGGUGCUGGGGGCGGAGCUUUUUCUGGUGUCGACCGAGGCCAGGGAGGCAUUGGAACUGUCGGGCUUUGAGCCGAACUGGCGCCGGGCGGUUCUGGACGUGAACUCUGAAGACCCCCAGAGGCAUCUCGACCAGUUUCCGGGCUGGCGAGAAGUCUUUGAGAUUGAAGGCAACUUUGCCGGCGGCAUCUUCUUCCCUGGCUCCGGGUGGUUUCAGGUUCGCAGCCUCAGGCGCUGCAAGGAGCUCAUCGACGAGGAGGAGCAUCUCCGAGGGUAUCGAUAUCGGCACGUUGUCCUAUCGCGGUUCGACAACAUGUGGCUGGAGCCCCAUCCACCGCUGCCGGACGGUCAGGGCUGCUGGAUCCCUUGGUACCGUGGUGGCAAUGACUGGGGUGGCUUCAAUGACCACCAUGCUUUCUGUGACCGACGAAGUGCGGAGGUCUACAUGACCGGUCGCUACGACUCCAUCACCGACACGGUGGCACAGCUUGAACUGAGGGACUGGUACGAAAGCUGCGGGAAGUUCACGUAUCCGGAGAGCCUGAAUGUGGAAAAGCACAUCCGGUACACCUUGGAGAAGGCUGGUGUCCCAGUGUUUCGCUUCCAUGGUGGUCCCUUCCGGAGUUGCGGCCGCACCAAAGGGGCCCCGGGUCCGGGAAAAGGUUGCGUGCUCGAGGAGGAGCUCGGGGUGCCAGCGAAGAGCAGCGGAGCUCAGUUGACGGAUGCACUCGAGCGCCUUCGCUUGCUGACGACUGCCGCUGAGCCCCGGCAGCUGCCACCGGUGGUGAAUCGUGCCGAUAGGGCGAGGUAUGAGCACCACCCCGUUUUCCACGAUUUCCAAAACCGGCUUUGGCCGGUGACGGAGGAGUUCCUCUUCGACUGGACGGGCCUGCGGUGGCCUCGGAGCAUCUGCCGGCGCCAGGCGACGGGUCCCAGGAGGAGCGAUCAUUGGAUGGCGGAGUUGGUUAAUUGGAAGUGGCUCUGCCAGGUCAAUGUGGCACACCUAAAGUCGGGACUGCAGCUUGCGUGCCCGCCCCUUCCCAUGGUGGAUUCGAGUUACUUCUUAGCCAUUGUGGUCGGGGAGGCCGUUCUGAACAGCGAGGCCCAGGAGGAACCUCGGCCUUUCGUCAUGGGGACAGCCGGAGCGAUGCUUGGGCACUGGGCAGCACGGGCUGGGAAACUCUCCCAGCGAAGGGCGGACGCGGCUCUGGGACCUCCGCAGAUCUUCGUGGCAGAGGAUGGUGAUGAGUGGUUCUGCAGCCUCCUCUGGCAAGUUUUUCUGGACGAUUUGCAGUCACCUUCCCUUCACUGUGGCCCGCCCUCUUUGGCGUCGCUGUCGCAGUGGCUGGAAGAUCAGGCCCAUGUGGACCUCCUCCUCCUCACUUUCAGUGACCUCAUCCUCGCUUGGCUCCGGGGCUUUGCGGCCCUUCUGCGAGAGCGCGUGGAGGCCUUGGCGGUCGUAGACCUUUCGGUGGAGGAGAAAGGCCAACUUCUCGAGCUCCUAGAUGGCUGGGUUUUGGUCCACGACUCGACCUGCCCGAACAGCUGUUUUGUGCAGACCAGCUACGGACCGGUGGAGGUGCGCAGAGGCACCAUCGUCGCCAGAUCUUCAGGAAAAGGCAACCAGGCCUCGGAGUCUUCCGCACCCGCUUCAGCGGAGUCGACCUCCGGGGAGCUCUCAGAGGAGCUGGUGCUCCGAGCUCUCAGGAAUGCCGAGCAGACCAUGGGUUCAGCCGGCAGGUACGAGGCUGGGAAGCUUGAUGAAGGCCGGAAGGUGGUCGUCAAGGUCUUCAAAGAUGUACCGGGUGCAGACGCGCAGAAGAUCAAGCAACGACACCUGCUUGCAGAAGCCCCAAACCCCAAAAUUCUGCAUCCUGCACCCCCUUAG